AUGGUGUGCCACGCUGCUCCUCUGAAAACCAAGACCAAGAACAAGAACAAGAACAAGACCAGACCAAGACCAAUACCAAGACCAGACCAAGACCAAGACCAAGACCAAGACCAGACCAAGACCAGACCAAGACCUGACCAAGACCAAAACCAAAACCAAGACCAAGACAAGACCAAGACCAGACCAAGACCAGACCAAGACCAAGACCAAGACCAGACCAAGACCCAGACAAGACCAAGACCAAGACCAAGACCCAGACAAGACCAAGACCAAGACCAGACCAAGACCAGACCAAGACAAGACCAAGACCAAGAACAAGACCAAGAACAAGACCAAGACCAGACCAACACCAGACCAAGACCAAGACCAAGACCAAGAACAAGACCAGACCAGACCAGACCAGACCAGACCAAGACCAAGAACAAACCAAGACCAGACCAAGACCAGACCAAGACCAGACCAACUCCAGACCAAGACCAAGACCAAGAACAAGACCAAGACAAGACCAGACCAAGACCAGGACAAAGACCAAGACCAAGACCAGACCGAGACCGAGACCAGACCGAGACUGAGACCAAGACCAAGACCCAGACCAAGACCAGACCAAGACCAAGACCAAGACCAAGACCAAGACCCAGACCAAGACCAGACCAAGACCAGACCAACACCAAGACCAAGAACAAGACCAAGACCAAGACCAAGACAAGACCAAGACCAGGACAAAGACCAAGACCAAGACCAAGACCAAGACCAAGACCAAAACCAAGACCAGACCAAAGACAAGGACCAAGACCAAGACCAAGACCAGACCAAGACCAAGAACAAGACCAAGACCAAGACCAAGACCACACCAAGACCAAGACCACACCAGACCAAGACCAAGACCCAGACAAGACCAAGACCAAGACCAAGACAAGACCAAGGCCAAGACAAGACCAAGGCCAAGACAAGACCAAGACCAAGAACAAGAACAAGACCAAGACCAAGACCAAGAUCAAGUCCAGACCAAGACACGACCAAGACCUAGACCAAGACCAGACCAAGACCAAGACCAACACCAAGACCAAGACCAAGACCAGACCAAGAACAAGAAGAAGAACAAGACCAAGACCAAGACCCAGACCAAGACCAAGACCAAGUCCAAGAUCAAGACCAAUUACAAGACCAAGACCAGACCAAGAACAAGAACAAGACCAAGACCAAGACCAGACCAAGACCAAGACCAAGACCAAGACCAGACCAAGACCAGGACAAAGACCAAGACCAAGACCAGGCCAAGACCAGACCAAGACCAAGACCAGGACCAAGACCAAGACCAGGCCAAGACCAAGACCAGACAAAGAACAAGAACAAGAACAAGACCCAGACCAAGACCCAGACAUAGACCAAGACCAAGACCAGACCAAGAACAAGACCAAGACCAAGACCAAGACCCAGACAAGACCAAGACCAAGACCAAGACCCAGACAAGACAAAGUCCCAGACAAGACCAAGACCAAGACCAAGACCAGACCAAGAACAAGAACAAGACCAAACCAUUCCAAGACCAAGACCAAGACCAAGACCAGACCAAGACCAAGACCAGAACAAGACCAAGACCAAGACCAUACCAACACCAAGACCCAGACAAGACCAAGACCAAGACCCAGACAGGACCAAGACCAAGACCAAGACCCAGACAAGACCAAGACCAGACACCAAGACCAAGACCCAGACAAGACCAAGACCAAGACCAAGGCCAAGACAAGAUCAAGGCCAAGACAAGACCAAGAACAAGAACAAGACCAAGACCAAGACAAGACCCAGACAAGACCAAGACCCAGACAAGACCAAGAUCAAGUCCAGACCAAGACCAAGACACGACCAAGACCAAGACCAGACCAAGACCAAGACCAAGACCAACACCAAGACCAAGACCAGACCAAGAACAAGAAGAAGAAGAAGAACAAGACCAAGACCCAGACCAAGACCAAGACCAAGACCAAGAUCAAGACCAAUUACAAGACCAAGACCAGACCAAGAACAAGAACAAGAACAAGACCAAGACCAAGACCAGACCAAGACCAAGACCAGAUCAAGACCAAGAACAAGACCAAGACCAAGACAAGACCAAGACCAAGACCAAGACCAGACCAAGAACAAGAAAAUGACCAGGACCAAGACCAAGACCAAGACCAGACCAGACCAAGACCAAGACCAAGACAAGACCAAGACCAAGACCAGACCAAGACCAAGACCAGACCAAGAACAAGAAAAUGA
Messenger RNA from Oncorhynchus masou masou (cherry salmon), 2259 nucleotides. Its product is annotated as serine/arginine repetitive matrix protein 1-like. Bases 1 to 2259 code for a protein of 752 amino acids. The record is from RefSeq and is a predicted model, not a curated record. Lineage: Eukaryota; Metazoa; Chordata; Actinopteri; Salmoniformes; Salmonidae. The transcript has 3 exons.